Cuculus canorus (common cuckoo) is the source of this 864-nucleotide messenger RNA. RefSeq names its product PTTG1 regulator of sister chromatid separation, securin (gene PTTG1). Gene Ontology annotation, cellular component: nucleus; cytoplasm. The record is from RefSeq and is a predicted model, not a curated record. Gene Ontology annotation, biological process: chromosome organization. The transcript has 6 exons. NCBI's taxonomy places the organism in Eukaryota, Metazoa, Chordata, Aves, Cuculiformes, Cuculidae. The coding region runs from base 91 to 777 and encodes 228 amino acids.
CGGCUGUGCUGGGAAAGAUGCGUGUCUCUGUGGGUUCUUCCUUGCCUUCAUCCCGUCCCGGUCCUGCCCCCACCCCCGAGGGACCAGCACAUGGCAGCUGUAUUGCCUUAUUAUGGUUUGUUUAAGAAGUGUGUGAUGGUGGAAGAAGUGACAAGAGUGAUUUCCUCUUUUCCUGUAUGGGCUUUCCAGAGGGGUCUCGUCAACCUGAAGAUGCCAACAGUCUAUAUUUAUGAUGAGAAUGAUGAAGUCAGUGCUACUAAGAAUCAGCGCAGACUCCCUUCAGGAUCUUCAAAAGUCCUAGCUGAAAGAACUAGAGUUAACACUCCACUUCCUAAGAAAACAAUCACUACACCUCUAGCCACAUGUGGGUCUGCCAGAAAGGUUCUUGGAAAUGUGAAUAGAACUGGAGCUGUGAGUGUGAUGGAAAAGACAGGACAGAAAAGUCAGUGUUCUGCUGCAAAGAAAAUUCCAGAAAAGACUGCUGGAUUAGAAAGCAGCAAUGCACUGGCUGAAGACUGUCCAGAAAGAGAAAAUAUGUUUCCUUAUGACCCUCGAGAUGGUGAGUGUUUUGAACUUCCUGAAGAUCUCAAAAUAAGCAAUCUCAACCUGCGGGGUGUUGCCCACAUAUUUGAAAGGACAUAUGAUGAAUAUGUAAGCCUGGUUCCUUCACCUGUGGAUAUGGAAGAGAGUCUAUGGAAGUCUAACUUGCUACGAUCAUCUGCUGACUUCUGUGCUACCCUGGACGACAUCAUUAUUGACAUGCCAUCUCUUCCCUAGAAGCUUCAGAAAACGCAUUUAUUGAGUUGAAAUUGUAAUUGAGUUAAAGUUCUGUAUUUUAAUAAAGGCUAAUCUAUACUGUAUAAU